This is a messenger RNA of Fusarium verticillioides 7600, 3840 nucleotides long. RefSeq names its product metacaspase-1. Gene Ontology annotation, molecular function: cysteine-type endopeptidase activity. The record is from RefSeq and is a predicted model, not a curated record. Gene Ontology annotation, biological process: proteolysis. The transcript is spliced from 6 exons. Lineage: Eukaryota; Fungi; Ascomycota; Sordariomycetes; Hypocreales; Nectriaceae. The coding region runs from base 2198 to 3442 and encodes 414 amino acids.
CGUUAUGAAUAUGGUGUUUUGUCCGAUAUCACAUACCGCGUCUUGUCCCGCCUGUGGUUCCCCGAGGUGACAUUUGAAACGUCGCAGCGAAAACGUUUUUGGUUUUGAUGGAGACUCAAAGCCACGUUAACGGAGAUAUGUCGCAGAUUGGCCGCUGGGUCCAGUGAUCGAAGGGUAUUUCAUUUCACACAUGGCGUAAGUCUCGACCAUGAAGAAUGCUAUGCCACCAACAGAUAAGACGUCAUAUAGAUCUGGCGAACCGACAAAAGCAAAAGAGCCGCAAGCUUUGAAUUACAGUGGCUGAUAUCUCAGAUCAAGUAACGGAUAGGACAAAAUAGUCAGUCAUGAACUAUUACAUGGGCCAAGAAACACCACGACACGUAACGAGGGACUUGGCUGAUGUCCGAUGAGACGACAAACAGGGCAUCACAAGGCCAGAACCCAGAGAUUCGGCAAUUUGGGGCCGGGGCCCAGUCAGUCGGGUCGGAAACUAGGCAGCUGGCAGCACUGUAGUUAGUGUAAGUAUGAGUACGAGAUCCCUGUAGAAGCACAGCCUGAAGAGUCGGGUACUUGGAUAGGUAGGUAGGUAAUUCGAAUAACUAUCAAUGACGACGACGUGGCCGAACAGAGUAAUAGUUCUGAGAUAGGCAGUCUAAAGAGAACAGAUAGAGAAAGGUAAAAGGGAGUGUUAAGGAGGAUUUUCCCAAAUAGAGACGGUGUGAUGUGAAAUAUUGCCAAGUCGGACGCGUCUCGUGCUGUAGCGCAGUCGAACAUCUCCGUAGUGGUCGUUGAGCUAACACAGCGAUUUCCAUUGUCGGCCAUGUUUCCCCUUUGGGCCUAUUCUGGCGCUGAGCCUCCAUUACCGAGCUGUCAAGACAACAAGAGUUGCAUCACAGGACAUGAGAGCAAGCAAUAGCUUCAAAGACAAAUACAUAGACAUCCAUUAGUCGAGUUACACUAAAGCUAGAAAAAUCUAUUCUAAGACUUUGAAUAUAUGAUUUAAGAAGAUGCUAUAUCCCCUCGACUGUUAAUGCUGCUUGUCCUCAGUCGGCUUCAGGUCCAAUCCAAUUCAAGACCCCAAGGUACAGCACUGGUUGCACUAUUGAAGGGUCCUACCUAUCCCCCCCCCCCCCACAUCACGAGCCCUGCGAAGUUACCCCCAGAAAGUUCCAGUCGAGCUGGGUCCCUUAAACACGGCAUUUCUCAGCAACAACCAUUGAUCGAUCGAUCAAUCGUCUCAGACUCACAGGCGAAAUACCCAUUAUAGGCGCAACUGCCGCGAUUGUCUAAAACAUCAACCACAGACAGAAAUCAACCAUCAAAUUGCCCUGGUCGGCCGCUGUAUGAUCAAUCAUCCAUCAUCCAAUAUCUCUACACCCUCUACACGCCCUCCCCCCCCUGUCCAAGACUAUCUCAAGCUUGCCAGACCUUGACCUUGACCUUGAACCUCUCUCAUUGCUUUUCUUGCUGCUCUCAUCUACGAUUUUUAUUCCCCUUCUUUCCUGUCGAGGCUGGUUUGUAUCAUCUCGUCUCCCGCCAUCCAAUAUCAGACAGGAGCAUAUCGACCGACAUCUUCCCUUCUCCUCAGCUCUUCUCUUCCUCUUCCCCCGCCUUCAGCUUCCAUAGACCAAACGCCCCGUGCACAGCUACCUAAGGUACGCUGCUUUCAGCUUGGAACCAAUCCUAUCAAAGAACCAUCCAGUCCCGACCCCCGGCCUUUAGAGAACCCUUAGAUCAAAUCAAUCAAUCAAUCAAAGUCGAGUACUCGAGCGAACGAGCGUCAAGAACGAACGCCUUCUUCUCGCCUCUUUUUCUUGCCCCGCGUGAGCAUCCAUCCCAUCAGCAUUCAUCAGCACAGCAUCAAUCAGCAACAUUGGCCCAUACUCUUGAGCACUUGACCGUCCCACGCGCUUUUACUACAGUACAUCGUCAUCGCGCCCAGCUUCGCCCCAGAACUAGGUACAUUUUUACAUGCGCUAUCCUGUCUGACCUGUCUUGGCGCCGAGCCCGAGUUUCCCAGGCCCAGCCCAGCCAGGCUUGCUUUCUUCUUCAUCUUUUCUUACCUGCAUUUCUCUCGACCGACCCGACUCGACAUCUUCUCUCCAACAGCAUCAGCAAAGUCCAGAUACGACCGAUAUACUGAGUCGCUGCUCUACCUAACAACUUCAACUCCAAAGAACACCAAAACCGCCCCGUCAUGUCGGGAUAUCCGGGUUACAAUUCUGGCCGCUACGGCCCGCCGCAACCCCAAUACCAUCAGCAGCCUCAGGGCAAUUAUUACCCACCCCAACCUUCGUACGGCGGUGGCUACCCGCAAGGCCAGCCUUCUCCGCAGCCGCCGUUUGGUUACCAACAACAGCCUCCCCAACAGCAGUACUACUCAGGGCCUCCCCCUCAACAACAGCAGUACGGUGGUCACUACCAACAAGGACCCCCUCAGCCUAAUUACGGCUCGCGACCUGGUGGUGGCCCUGCUCCUCCUCCUACAGCACCCCAGCAAUUCGGUCAUGGCGCUCCCAAUAGCUACAACUUCAGAUACUCGAACUGCACCGGCAGGAGAAAAGCCCUUCUCAUUGGAAUCAACUACUUCAACCAGCGCGGUCAACUCCGAGGCUGCAUCAACGAUGUCCGUAACAUGACUGCUUAUCUUUCUGAGCACUUUGGCUACAAGCGUGAGGAUAUGGUGAUCCUUACCGAUGAUCAGCAAAACCCCAUGAGCCAGCCAACCAAACAAAACAUUCUUCGAGCUAUGCACUGGCUAGUGAAAGAUGCUCGACCCAAUGAUUCUUUAUUCUUUCAUUACUCAGGUCAUGGUGGACAAACAAAGGAUCUUGAUGGCGACGAAGACGACGGCUACGACGAAGUCAUUUACCCGGUUGAUUUCAGACAGACUGGCCAUAUCACCGAUGACGAGAUGCACCGCAUCAUGGUUCGCCCCCUACAAGCCGGUGUUCGCCUGACAGCAAUCUUCGAUUCGUGUCACUCUGGCACCGCCCUCGAUCUGCCGUACAUUUACUCCACGCAAGGCAUUCUCAAGGAGCCCAACCUGGCCAAGGAAGCAGGACAAGGUCUGCUUGGUGUCAUCUCCUCGUACAGCCAGGGCGAUCUUGGGGGCGUGGCCAGCAAUAUCUUCGGCUUUAUCAAGAAGGCUGCCAAUGGCGACGAGGUUCGCGAACGCAACUUGAGAACAAAGACCUCUCCAGCCGACGUUAUCAUGUGGUCCGGCAGCAAAGACGAUCAGACUUCUGCCGAUGCAACUAUCGCCUCUCAGGCUACCGGUGCCAUGUCUUGGGCCUUUGUCACUGCCCUCAAGAAGAGUCCUCAGCAGAGUUACGUUCAGCUUCUGAACAGCAUCCGUGACGAGCUCGCCACACGAUACACCCAGAAGCCUCAGCUGUCAUGUAGUCACCCUCUGGACACAAAUCUACUAUUCGUCAUGUAAUGUAUAUAAGCCAUGACCGCCGUACCUCGAACUUGGAGUUGGAAUACCCCGAAUCUACUGAAAAACCGGCUGCGUUUGUGUUAGAAGACACGUAAAGAGGUGGAAGCUGGGCGGAAUGGGGGGUGGCUUUUUCUCAAAACGAGUAUCAUAGUACUAUUGGAUAGUAUUGCAAUGGGAGGCUGUCUGAAAGAUUUGGUAGUUGGCCUCUGAUGUCUUGAUGACUAGCUGUGUCGAAGAACUCAAACAUAAAGCGUAUUGUGAGAAGUAUGGUUAAAUCAAAAUACUCUUGAUUUGAUGCUCAUAGCGCCUAGCCUCUUUGUGACGUAACAAACAUACUGCUGCUUCGAUCGCCAAAUUCCAUUUCUCAACGCCGAAAACCACCCUAUGUAGAAACAUGA